Molecule: messenger RNA, 1488 nt
Organism: Penicillium canariense
Lineage: Eukaryota; Fungi; Ascomycota; Eurotiomycetes; Eurotiales; Aspergillaceae
Product: MFS transporter
Exons: 5
Coding region: 1-1488 (495 amino acids)
Biological process (GO): transmembrane transport
Molecular function (GO): transmembrane transporter activity
Source: RefSeq, a predicted model, not a curated record
AUGGCCUCGACCCACGAUGCCGAAAAGGGCCCAUCUAUUGCCUUGCCUGUGGAUGACAGCCUCGCAGAUCGAGAGAGCAUGCCUGACCCCAACGAAGUGUUCUGGGAUGGCGACGCAGAUCCCUCAAACCCUAUGAAUUGGAGUGCCACGUACCGUUGGUGCCAUAUUUUCUUCAUUACAGUCCUAACAUUUGUCACUUCGCUAGGCUCAUCCAUGCUGGCACCUGCAGUUCAGGACGUGAUGAGAUCUCUUGGAUCUGACAGUUCAGAACUAGACUCGUUUGUCGUAUCGAUCUAUGUGAUCGGAUUCGCUGUUGGUCCACUUGUUGUGGCGCCGAUGUCUGAAUUGUAUGGUCGCGCCAUUGUCUACCAUGUGACAAACGUGAUCUUCCUUGGGGUCACCAUUGGGUGUGCCUUGAGCAGAAAUGUGGGGAUGUUUCUGGCAUUCCGAUUCGUCUCCGGCUGCGCAGGGGUAACGCCUUUGGCUUUGGGAGGAGGUACGAUUGGCGAUCUCAUGCCACCUGAACAGAUGGGGACCGCGAUGGCCGUCUGGGGUUUAGGAUCGUUAGUGGCGCCUGUCUUCUCUCCCAUUGCGGGAGGUUAUCUUAACGAGGCUGCUGGCUGGAGAUGGAUCUUUUGGGUUAUUGCUAUCCCGAUGGCCAUCCUUACGGUCUUGUGCCCCUUUCUGAUUCGUGAAACAUACGUUCCCGUACUACUGGAGGCCAAAACUCGGAGACUUCGUAGGGAGACAGGUAAUCCUCAAUUGAAGUCCCGCCUGGAUCCGGGGGUCUCUCGCCGGGAAGUCAUCGUUAAGGCUCUCAUUCGUCCCCCUAAGCUUCUGUUGACGUCGUUCGUGGUGACAACAAUUGCACUGAACGUAGCAGUGGUAUACGGAUAUCAAUAUCUUGUCUUUACAACGCUGGCAUACAUUUUCCAGGACAAGUAUCACUUGUCAACCGGCAUAUCUGGGUUGGUUUACUUGGGAAAUGGACUUGGGACCAUUUUAGGCAUCUUCAUCAUUGGUUAUACGUCAGACAAAGUCGCCGAACGAAAGAAGAAUAGAGCAUCCGCCUUGGGCAAAGAUGUUCAACCAGAGGAGUAUCUGUGGCCUAUGCUUCCCUCAGGCCUGUUAGCUCCCAUUGGUCUUCUUUGGUAUGGGUGGUCGUUGCAGACUAAUGCAUACCCAGUGGUCCCAGUGGUUGGGCUAGGAGUGUUUGGAUUCGCCAUGAUGGGCAUUUUCCAGCCAGCACAGAUCUAUCUGGUGAAUGCAUUCCCGACACAUUCUGCCUCCGCCCUGGCGGCGAUGAACAUUCUUAGAAGUUUGGCCGGAGGCUUGUUGCCUCUCGCAGGUCAGGGCCUAUACGAUAGUCUGGGGAUGGGGUGGGGGAACAGUCUCUUGGCUUUUAUUGCGUUGGCGUUCGCUCCUGUGCCCUUUCUCUUGCACAGAUAUGGGGCAAGAAUUAGGAAGAAGGAUCAGAAUAUCAAAUGA